This is a messenger RNA of Camelina sativa (false flax), 1293 nucleotides long. The record is from RefSeq and is a predicted model, not a curated record. Lineage: Eukaryota; Viridiplantae; Streptophyta; Magnoliopsida; Brassicales; Brassicaceae.
AUGGAGGAGGCAGAGAAGCGAGUGGUGAUUGCAUCCUCAUCACAACGAAAGAGAAAGAGAAGAAUAAUUAGAAGAAGAAGAAAAAGAAACGAGAAGCCAGUGACUGCUCCAUCAUCUUUGCCAAUCGACGUUGUUGAGGAAAUCUUCUUGCGGUUUCCGGUGAAAGCACUAUUCCGACUUAAGUCUCUCUCGAAACAAUGGAGAUCGACCAUCGGGUCUCGCUCUUUUGCAGAGAGACACUUGGAGAUAGCCGAACGAUCACGCGUGGAUCAUCCUAGGGUUAUGGUGAUCACUGACGAAGAUCCCCUAAAACUAAAAGUAAUACCUCGUCCAGACAAAGACAUUGGUUUUAGGUUAUUCUGCUUGGAGUCGGCUUCUCUUCUAUCCACUGCUAUUCUCAAUAUCCCUCAAGGGUUCACACAUAUCUCCGUUUCUAGAUGCUGCGAUGGCCUUUUCACCAUCCAUUCCCCGGAAAAUCAAUCCAUGUAUGUAGUUAAUCCGGCUAUAAGGUGGCUCCGACAACUUCCUCCAGCUAGGUUUCAGACUCUGAUGCACAAGGCUAACCUUGAUAUAAGAGAAUGGUUAGAAUUAGAUUCAGUCUUUCAUCUAGCAUUCGUGAAGGCAACUGAUUAUAAAUUAGUGUGGUUGUAUAAUUCUGAUAAGUACAAUGUUGAUGACUUGAGUCCAAACGGAGUUACACAGUGCGAGGUUUUUGACUUUAGGGCAAACGCUUGGAGGUAUUUGGCUUGCACCCCAAGUUAUAGGAUAUUUCACUACCAAAGGCCAGCAGUUGCAAACGGGUCGGUGUAUUGGUUCACGGAGUCAUAUAAUGAUAAAAUCGAAGUAGUAGCUUUUGAUAUUCGUACUGAUUCAUUCCGGUUGCUGCCUAAGAUUAACCCGGCUAUUGUUGAUUCAGAUCCGAGGUAUAUUGACAUGUGCACUUUGGAUAAUGAUUUGUGCAUGUCAAAAAGAGAAUUGAAUACGUUGGUCCAAGAUAUUUGGAGGAUGAAAUCAUCAGAAGAGUCAUGGGAGAAGAUUUAUACAAUAGAUUUGCUUUCUUGUUCUUCUUCGCGGACUCAGUUUCGUGGUGAAUAUGACUGGAGUAGCAAGGAUUUGGAUGAUCAAUCUACACCGGUGGCAGUAUGCAAGGACAAGAAGAUCCUGCUCUCACAUCGCUAUUCUCGCGGUCUGGUCAAAUAUGAUCCCCUAACAAAGUCUCUAGCUUCAUUUUUCCAACAUCGUUGGUCUACAAGAAAAGUUCCUUGUAUUCAAAGUUUGAUUUCGCAUAUCUAA